Periconia digitata is the source of this 2685-nucleotide messenger RNA. Lineage: Eukaryota; Fungi; Ascomycota; Dothideomycetes; Pleosporales; Periconiaceae. The record is from the annotation of a GenBank genome assembly.
AUGCCCUCCAACAGCAACCACGCUAUCUUCACUCACCUUGGCCCGUCACCCACGCUUCCUCGACUGCGCGUAACAGCCGCUCAUUGCCCUGUCAUGGCCGACCGCAGAGGAAUGCGAUCCGGAAGCCGUCGCGCCGACCCCACCCCACAAUCCCAUUCCAAGUCUAUCGUCACUCAGACUGUACACGCGACGCGCAAGCGCAACACCAGGAGCGCUAGCCGCGACAUCGACGUACCCACAGAGACAGAGCGGCCUCUUCGUAGAAGUGCGCGCCAAGCCAGCGUUACGAGCAUAGCCAGCGAAAGUGCACGCGAGAAUGAAACUGACCGGGGAAUGAGACGGAACCCCAGGGAAGAAGCUUUCGCAGCGGAUCUCACUGCAGUCGAGGAAGUGGACACCCAACUCGAUAUCCAGGACGCACCUCAAAACACACUUCAUCGUUCUCCAGGUGCAGCUUCUGAAAUGUCUGGCACUACUGCCAUCACUUCGUUUUCCAUGGGCGAAGCCGAGCUACUUGAAUCUCGCUUUCUUCUACGCCAUCUGCCCAAACUACAUUCAGUGGUCGAUGAGUUUCUGAAUCUUCUUGUCCCGGAAGAAGAGAAUGUAUUGAGUAUGGAAGACCGACUACAGAGAGAUCUAAACCGAAUCCGCAAGAUGAAAAUUCCGGGAUCUGAUUUCGUGGAAGACUACAACGAUUGCGUCGACCAACUCAGUCUAUACGUGAAGCACUUCCUGGCAGAUAACUGGUGGUUCAUCAAUAUUCAAGCCAUCCACCAAGCGCUCUUUGGCUCUGCAGAUCGCAAUAGCGCACAAACAGGACUGAAUCUCAUCUUGUAUCGAGCUAACCUUUUAAUCAUGGCAAAAGACAUGAUCCAUUCAGACCGUAAAGAUAAGAAUAUGUGGACUACCAUCCGCGCGUUCGAGAAUAUCUUUCCCAUUCGAUUCCUGUCUGCCUUAGACCCAGAAACUUCUACUGCAUUAUCUGUCACUGGACAGAGUGCCUUGCUGCAAAAGACCUUCGAUCUUGCACUAGAGUUCCGCACACAGUUAGCAAUCAUUCACAUUGAUCGAGAAUCUCGAACGAAAAACUUCGAUCCUGAUGCUGUUCUCGACUCUGUUUUCUUUGACGAAUCUGAUGAAGCAGAACCCAUUAUUCGAGGUUGGAAUACCUCGGCUUUGGGUGAAGGUGCUGCUACACUCCCUGACGAGUUCAGAGGGAAAGUCAUGGACCGGAUGGCUGAGAUUCGCACACAUUUUCCAAUUGAUACUCAAGCGCUGGAACACGGAAACGUAAUAAACCUGGGAAGGCUAGAGAAGGCUUUUCCGUGGCCAUCCGUCAUACUCAGACUUUUGGAUUGGGUUCGAGCUCGAGAUACAGAGCUUCGAGCAGCCAUUGGGCAUCAACGCGGACCAGAAAAGAUUGUGAAAGAAGUGAAACGAAUCAUUGAAGAAAGUGCCGGGAGGGUAUCACAGCUAGGGACCAGCGAAACCAGUAACAAACGAAAUUCUUAUGGCCGAGAAGGAAGGCGUGUCAGUGGCAAGUAUUCCGUGGACAAGCUAUUGGAUCCUGGCGUUUUUACGAGAAUGAAACCGACUUUGGAGAAAGCGUCUCGUGUACAAGUUCAAGUUCAAGCUCAUGAUCAAAACGGUCAGAAACUAGCUGAGGCCAGGGUUCCGACACCCCAGGUGGAACCGCAAAAGAUGGUGCAGAAAGAGCAAGGAACAACGGCGGCCGAGCCCGAGCCUCAACUGGCCGAUACCACUGUGCAGGAAGAUGGAUGGGCCCCGCCAGAAGAUGACGAAGACUUUACACGGGUUGGGGAAGGCGCUGGAGAACCAGCCGCAAAGUCAACAGAUCCUCCUGAGGACCCCCAGCCACUCCGACCUCCGCAGUCCACUGCCGAUAUCAUGAGCUUUCUCAAACGGCCCAAGAACAUACAGAAGGAAAACCGCGCCAAACCAAGCAUCUUUGACCCGCAGCCAGGCGCAGUUCGUGUUGAGUUCGGUGAUGGUUUUGAUGAUGCUAUUGAGCCGGGUGAGCCAGUAGUAGCAGCUUCUUCAAGUAAACAGAAAGUGGUCCGGCCUGCCACUCAGAGCAAGAAGCGAGCUCUUCCCGUGGAGAGUGACGAGGAUGAUGACGACUUUGAGACUGUGAGACGCACAACACACGUCGAGCAACGACGAGAAAAAGCACGACGCGUUCAGCUGAAUGCAGAUGCUCCGAGUUCGUCCACUGCACACCAACCCCAAGGGCGGAAUAUCCGUGAAAAUCUCGCAAUUAAGAACGAAACGGACACGAGUGUAUCCGAAACUGAUGCUCCAGAAAUGACAGAGGCGGCCCCCCCAUCGUCCCGCUAUGCCGCACAGAGACAACAAUCUCGGAUCAAUCGCCCCACUGGUUCAACGCGCAAAGAGAGGGUGGAGUGGACGCCAGAUGAGGAACAGGCUUUUGAGGAAUACAUGGCAUUGUAUCAGCCAAACAAGUACGCUGAGAUUAAAAGGGUCGAUGAUGCUGGUCAACGAAGGCUGCAGACUAGGACGCAGGUUAACCUCAAGGACAAGGCUCGAAGCAUGGCUAUCAACAUGAUCAGGUCCGGGUCAGGUCUUCUACCUGGCUUCCAACUUGUCAUCCGCAAACAUACCGCAGAUGGUCAGAAACUUCUCGAUCAAGGCUUCGAUUGGUGA